Molecule: messenger RNA, 3651 nt
Organism: Pseudo-nitzschia multistriata
Lineage: Eukaryota; Bacillariophyta; Bacillariophyceae; Bacillariales; Bacillariaceae
Source: the annotation of a GenBank genome assembly
UUUACUACCGGUAGUUGUGGUGACGUGAACGAGAUGAAUACUUUGCGCGGGAAAGUGCUCGUACGGAAUCAUACCAGAUGCGCAUGCGAGUACGAAUACUAGUAGUACGAGUACGAGUAUCGCGAUCAAUACGAGUACGUACUGUGUCAACGAGAACACGAUCGAAGUACGGUACGAACUAUGAGUACUGCAUCGUCAUCCUUUGUUCAUACCAUUGCGUUGUUCUGCACCCUGCUACCGGUUCCCAGCUGUGGAAUCCUCGAUGGCACAGAGAACACCGACAGUACAGGAACGACGGCCAAUUCAAGGGACACCGCGGCCAUGACGCCGAAAACGAACAGAGCCGAGAACUCUUUCGUUGCGAUAUCGAACGGAGAAUAUGCCAUCGACCAGCUCGAACGGUGUGGGAAAUGGCUUGCCUCCAUUCCCAGAGACGACAUCACGGUGUUGCGCCACACCAUCGAAUUCCAGGAAUUCCUGGCAUCGUUUGAGCGCCUGGGACAAGCCCACAUACGGGUGGUUGUCAACAACCAAUCGCCCAACGCGGUGGGCACGACGCAGAUUUCGCCGGCGGGGCCGCGUGCCUUCGGUGCCCACCACCCUGCGGAGGCCAACAAGAAACCUUCGGGCCUUGGCAACGCGCCCAUCGACGCCCCGCACAACCAGCACGCGGAAGAGGGCAACGGCUCGGCGAAACCCAAUCGAAAACGCAGCGCGGCGCACGCCACGGCGGUGGAUGCGGGGAAUCCGCGGCGUAGCAACGAAAGCAACGACGACGACGACGUUUCGAUGAAGGAUCCACCGGACGGAGCAGCGACGCGCGGGGGAGCCGGGGGCCUUCACGGGAACGCCACCCCCACGAGCGGGAACAACUUUCUUCGGUUCACGGACGACGUCCUUUUGCGGAUCUUUGAGUUCCUGCGGUGCCGCUGCCUGAUCCAGGCGUCGCGGACCUGUUCCCGCUUCCACCAGCUGGCCGGGAGGAGCGCCUUUCAGCGCUCCUCGGACGUCCUCCAGACCCGGCAGCUCGGGAGCGUCAUGCAGCUCCUCCGGGCCCGGGAACAGAUCCACUAUACCGACGAGGACGCCGCCGCUUCCGGAACCGGCCGGACCUUUCACGUCCCGGUGCCGUUGCUCCUGCCCAGCAGGCGCGUUCGCGUCGCGAACGCCGGGGAUCCCGAGUAUAACGGGGUGUACUACUGCACGGAGUGCAGCUGCAACGGCUUUGUCUUUACCAAGCCGCGUGGGUCGGCGAUGGUUCGGGCCGAGAACGGCGAGGCCAACAAUGGCAACAUGGUAGUUCCACAGCAAUACAGGGAUCUCGCAUUCCACAACAACAACAACAACAACAAUAUCAACAACAAUUUCAUCAUCAACAACAACAUCGAUAGGAACAUGAACAUGAACAUGAACGUCGACGAUUGGUUUCAACCCCAGCGCCAGCACCAGCACGACCCACACCAACAAAUAGCUACCAUGCCCGACGAUAGAAGUGAUUCGGACUGCAUCGAAGAAACACCACUCCGAUGCAUCAUCAGCAAGGCAUAUUCUGGAAAUGUAAGUAUCGGCGUGGAAUGUGUCGUAGCGUGACGAAUGGACCUCGAAACACCGGAGCUGCAUUCAAAUGUGGAAUAGUUGUACCAUCAAACCAAAAAAAAAGCCCGUGAUAUUCACGACUUUUUGUCUGUUUCUAUUUCGUCCCUCCGACAUUCUUUCUCGCAGGAUCUUUUGUGGUACAUGAGCAAGGAAGUAGAGGUAACAGAUGGUGGCUCGAGGAGGAGGAAAACUUUUUCGUUUUACGCUCCGUUACUACUGGAUGCUCCCCCCGACCUUCCUGUAUACCCCAGUCAAACUUCCAUGCUCGUUCGACAGCACCAGAGGUGGCGGGGGUUAGCGGGUUCGACGACCAUUCAGCCACCUACGGUAGAGGUGAUCGAUGCAGACGAUUUGGAUCUCUAACAAAAGACUAGUUUCGAAGCAGAAAAAUUAAAAAAAAUCGAUCAUCGUUGUCGUACAAUGUUCCUGUUUUGAUUUAUUUCUAUUUCGUCAUCUUUUCCUUGUUGAUGAGGUGAGUCGUCGUUUCCACCAUGUGCAAUAGUUUGUCAAUGUCCGAAGCCCACUCCGACAACACCGAUUCCGGGCUUUUCGGUUCCGAGAAACGAACGAUAUCCUUGGGACGAUCGAUUUUUGCAUAAACGGAUCCAUCACUCACCAUGGAAGAGAUUUCCUUUUCCAGUCGUACCGGAUCGAGCCCCAACAACUGGGACAACCGAGCACCAUGUAUGCGUCUGUAAUACAAGGAUACCACCCGGAUGUUGUGCUGGAUGAUGCGUCGGUGGAAAGAUUCGUGCCAAAACUGGGCCAAAUCUUGACCGCCUUCCUUCAGAGCUGGAAUGCCUUCAACCUCGGCUUGAUUGGCCAUAGGAUAAUUUAUAAUCUCUUUCUUCAAGAACAGUUUGAUGAUCGUAUGGAAAGAGGGCAACUUCUCAAGAUUGGAAUCUUCACAAACACGGUUCAUCAUGUCCUGUUGUUCAUUUGAGUGAGGGCUAAGCGCCAGAUACACAACUGUCGUUUGUAGGGCUUCCUUCCAUUUGGUGUCGUCCUUCAAGAUAAGAGGUGUUGAAUAUAUCGAAUGAUAGUCCUUUGCAAGUGAAAAGGCGUCUUUUUCGUGGCGGUGUAACUUCGCCAUUAAUGUGAAGAAUUUCACCUUAUAUUCUUCCAUGUUGUCCUCUUGCAAAUGUUUGCGUGAUACUUUCCCUGCGACAAUGGCAGAACGAACAUAAUCCUCCUUCGCCAGGGUAAGGCGCAUCUGUUCUAGGAUGUAUUCCACCUUUUCUCGUUUCGACAAAGAUCCGUAGGUUUCGACAUGAACUUCCUGCAGAACGUCGGCCGCAGUGGAAGUAUCUCCCUCUUGUUCCUAUAGUUAUCACGAAGUAACGGUUAGUCAAUUUAGUGUGACAAACAGAGAGGAAAAACCAAUAAAGUCACGUAAUCCGAGAAACGGUAGUCUGUUCGAUGCAAGCAAAAACGCCAUCCUUGCAACCCGAGGCUCUCACACUCGAGUACGUAGUCAAAGAUCAAAUCAUAGACAAUGGAACCGGCAUUUCCUACUCACCAGAAUCAUGGCCAUGCAUCGUGUCAACCGCGCACGUUCGCCUUCCAAAAAUAUUUUGCCGUCCGAAAUUUCCCGCAGGGCUUCCACCAAUUUGUCGCGUGACUUCUUUUCCAGAUCGCUAGUCACCGGUAGUGGUGUGAACUGGCCCUCAACACAGUAUGGGAUGCUCGUGUGAACCAAUGCCUUGAUGGCGGCCUGUUUUUGGGAUCGCCGGGUCGCGAGGGUUUGCAGGGUCGUCAGCAACAGCUCGUCGUCUCCGGCGUCUUUGCAGUAUUCGAGGGAGGCCUUGCACACUCGGAUCAAGUUUGCCGUGUCGUUUCCAGUUCUGCAUCGCUUUUCAACGGCUGCCAACAUGGCUAGCGCAUCUUUCAGCUGCCCCCCCUUGGCCAAUUGAGCGCUUUGUUCGAGUUUGACAUCGGUCUCGGGUGUCAAAUCAAUCUUUUCCUCGAGUUCCCCACCCGAGGCUCGUCCAGAUGACCCUACAUUCGACAUGAUUGCGCGUGAUUGAGUCUGAUGAUUAAAAUUGUAACACAAUC